Molecule: messenger RNA, 633 nt
Organism: Vigna umbellata (rice bean)
Lineage: Eukaryota; Viridiplantae; Streptophyta; Magnoliopsida; Fabales; Fabaceae
Source: RefSeq, a predicted model, not a curated record
AUAUAUAUAUACAUAUACAUAUAGAUACUUUCAGGCAUUGAUAGGUGUAAAUAUACACACUGAAUCGAUCGAGUAUAUACACAAAAAGUAUACAUGGGAGAAGUGGAGCAACGUGUGCAGAUGCAGGAGGUAGAUGCGAAGUUGCAGCAGCACAUUACGUUUGCAGAAGAUGCGUUGAAGAAAAGGAAGCGUUUUUUAUCGAAGCAGUUAUCGCUGUGUGAGGCGCCGCGAGACAUUGCAUGGGAGAGGAAGAAGAAGCAAGAGGGGAAGACGAGACCGAGAACAAGGAGGAACAGUUUUCACCACUGCGACGACGUCACCGACGAGGACCUUCACGAGCUCAAAGGCUGCAUAGAAUUAGGGUUCGGUUUCAACGAGGAAGACGGCCAGACACUGUGCGACACCUUGCCUGCUCUCGAUCUCUACUUCGCCGUCAACCGCCAGAUGUCACCGGUCUCCACCCCUAACGCCCGCGCCUCUUCUUCCUUUGGCAGCUCCAUCAACGCUACACCACCACCAUCUGACUCUGAUUCUUGGAAGAUUUGUAACCCAGGGGACGACCCUGAACAUGUAAAGACGAAGUUAAGGCAUUGGGCUCAGGCUGUAGCUUGUUCUGUAAUGCAGUUUCAUUGA